GGAUAGUUAAAUAGCCAGUACCUGUACCUGGCCUAAAAUCCAAUAAAUUUAUAAAUAAUUUAUAAUACUCCGUCAAGGCAUAUUUAUCCAGUAAAUAAUGUAUAAUUUACACAACGCGAUACAUUCAUAAAUCGGCAGUAUUAAAUUUAAGUUGAUAACGAGUUUUGCGUUUUCAAGGUGUGAAGUGACAGGUGCAUUUACGCCCCUUUGAUUUUUAUAAUGACGUCAUAACAUUGUUUAACCGAAUUUUUAACCACAACUGGAUGCGUAUGACAGAGGUAUCGACACCAGUACCCUUUCGAAUAAAACGAACGUGCGAUUUGAAGGUAAGAUGUCACAGACGGCCUUACCGCCAGGUGGAAUGGAACGCAGCAUUCACGAAAUGCUCAAGGAUGCCCCAUCCCUCAACGAGAGUGAAAACGCUGUACACACCGGAACACCGCCACCUCAUGUCCCAAACAAUCAUACCAGUGGCCCACCGCGUCCUGCCACAAUGAAUUUACCUGUGGGCAGUCCAACGUCACAAAACUCAGUGACAGUAACUACUCCCAGUUCGCCGCUUCAGAAUGGUGAUGCUCAUACACUACGUCCUGCUCAAAGCAAGAUUGAAAGUAUUAGAAACUGGAGUAUCUCCACCUACAAGUGCACUAAGCAAUUGAUGUAUGAGAAACUUGGUAAAACAUCACGCACAGUCGAUUCGGAGCUUGAGGCCCAGAUUGAAGUCUUGAGAGACACGCAGAAAAAGUACUGUAACAUAUUACGAUUAUCAAGAGCCUUGGCAUCUCACUUUCACCACGUUGUUCAGACUCAGCAUGCGCUAGGUGAAGCAUUUUCAGAUCUGGCACAGAAAUCACCUGAACUGCAAGAAGAGUUUCUUUACAAUUCAGAAACGCAAAGAAACCUUACUAAGAAUGGGGAAACACUUCUAGGGGCCUUAAAUUUUUUUGUCUCGUCCGUUAACACUCUCUGUAACAAAACGAUUGAGGACACACUGCUAACUGUUCGUCAGUAUGAAACAGCAAGGAUAGAAUAUGAUGCAUACAGAACGGAUCUGGAAGCAUUGGCACAAGCAGCAAAGACAGAUGCAAGCAGUGCAGCUAAGAUGGAAGAAGCACAAGCAAAUUAUGAACAGCAUAAACAGAACUUUGAAAAACUUCGAGCUGACGUCUCUAUCAAACUAAAGUUUUUAGAUGAAAACAGGAUCAAAGUAAUGCACAAGCAGUUGCUGCUGUUUCACAAUGCCGUGUCAGCUUAUUUUUCUGGGAAUCAAACAGCAUUGGAGGCCACAUUAAAGCAGUUUAACAUCAAAGUUAAAUCUCCUAAUUCUUCGCUACCGUCCUGGCUAGAGCAGUAGAUAUACAGAUUGGAAACGUCCUAUUCUUAUGCCUAUGAUAAGAUAUCUACAUCACCAUUCCUCGUGCCAGACAAUGAGAUAUAUUCUCGUUUACCAGACCCUUUCAAUUGAACGGAAAGCUGUGCCACAUACCAUGCAGUAAGGUCCAAUGAUACGUAUAGGUUAAAACAAUAAAAAACUCAAAAUAAUAUCUGGAACACAAGUGAAUUCUAUUUUCAUUUGACAUGACGAAUAUCGAUAAUUUUGAAUUCACAGUUCCAAGCCAUAACAUACUAUGCUCAUAUCUUGAACUAGUAUUUCAGGUUGAUAACUGAACCUGUAGCUUUUGGAGUAGCGAAAUACAAUAGGAUUCUUUGCUAGGUAUGCAAGCAUUUGCAACAGGUAAUAGUAUACAAUUUCCAACUUGGAAAUUUAAUUUUUUCAAGUGACUAGAACUAUCAGCAAGACACAUUGUAAUAAGAAUUAAAUACUUAAACCUGAAUGAUCAAGAAUUCUAAAAUUUGAUAGCUUAAAAAUCAUGCCAUUCAAUAUAACUCAUCCUCGGGUAUAAUAUAUUUUAAUAAAUGACAAUAGUAAUGCUUAAUGACGUGAUAAUAAUUAUCUAUGCCUCUGUAAUCUUUUUUAUUUUAUGUCUGUUGCGACUCGUUGUGUUUUUUUUUACUCUACAUUUCUUCUAUCAUGAUAAAAAAAUAGCGCAUGAAACAUUGAUAAUAUUAUUUGGAUGCAUCAGUAACGGUAUUGUAUUGCUGUGUUUCGUUAGAUUUUACUUUGCCAUUUUCUUCUGAUCUGUUAUUAUUAUGAGUGAUAACAUAAUCAGACCAUUUACUUAAAUGAAGACCUGAGAACUUCACAUGUAUUCCACACGAUAUUCACCUUUAACUAGCUAAGUAGUUGAAUGUGGUACAUUUUAUUUACGAAAAAAAAAAAAAACUUAAGAAACUUACGUCGAUAAGAUUAGAUAGAAUCGUUGUUAGAUUCGAAAGUACAUGUUAAAAUAGGGCCUAGUCAUUAAAUAUUAGGAUACGUACUAAAAAAUAAAAAAUCAAAUUGGGACGAGACAUACUUAUACAAGAGUAAUAUAAAUGAGGAAUAUGAAUUUGAGUACAGAAUUAUUCUAACGUUGAUUAUCCUGCGUUCAUUUUCCACCCAGUUUUACGAUUUAACAAAUAAAAAUAUACUACAGCACUCGUAUGGCAAUGAUAAAAUUGAGAAUAUCAACUUGAUAGACAAAAACGUACAUAGGUCUGUAUUUUUACAUAAAUAGGACUGAAACUUUGUUUAGAAAAAAGUCGUUUUCAUUCACUUAUAAUCAAAAAGAACAAAAUCUCAUAAAAAAAUACAUAAUAUAAGAUGUUUAUUGGAGUAAAAGACUUGUGGUUAGGCCUGUUAUAUAUACAUAAGUGUAUAUUAAUAACUUGUCACUUGACAAUACAAGUAGACAAUACAAGUACAAAAUAUACUCAUAUAUUUUGGGUAACAAAGCUAAUAUUGCUGAUGAAUUCGUAUUGUCAAACAUUGGUCUGCUAACUCCUAUGAUUUUUAAUAUGUUUAAUGAUUGUUAAUUUUUAUUUAUAGACUUUCCAUUACCUGUAAGAGUGCUGUAUAAGAUAUUUACAUAGAAAACCAAACGCUUAUUAAGUUUAAUUUUAACACAGCAUUACAGGCAUGUGAAUGCAAAUGGGAAAGCUUAUAAAAAAUAUUUUGAGUAAUUUCGGUUACCUACAGAUUUGCAGGCAAAUAGUAAUUAUUUAUUAUUUUCAUAGACGUGUGAAGUUAAUUUAUUCAUUUACAUUUUGGUGGGUAAAGAGAUGAUUUUAAUAUCGAGAAACCAAUGUGUAUAUCAAUGCCAUAUACAUUAAGUUCGUCUAUUUAACAUGGCAACGCAAUUAUUCAUGAAAUUCGAAAUAAAUGCUUCAGUGAUAAAAAUUAUAAGUGCGUCAGAAGAAUAAUGUUUCUAAAUCAUCGGAGCACUCAAUAUACCUGGUUUUUUAAUCAGUCUCUUUUUGUUAUGUGCCAUGGAUUGCUAUCAGUAAUUUAUGCAAUUUCAAUUAAAUUUGCGUUACUAAGAAAAAAUGUCAAAUUGCAUUCCUAAUUACGAUUACGUGACUAAAAUGUCACAGAUCUCAUACGCAUCACAGGUGCAUUAUGUAGACAAUUGCACAUAUAGUAAUUUGUGUAACCAAGACUGCUGUAAUAUUGGUUAUGAAACUGUUAGUGUUCCACAACAAUAUUUGUGACAGCUUUAGAUGGGAAUUUGCUACAAUGUC
This is a messenger RNA of Diprion similis, 3621 nucleotides long. RefSeq names its product arfaptin-2 (gene Arfip). NCBI's taxonomy places the organism in Eukaryota, Metazoa, Arthropoda, Insecta, Hymenoptera, Diprionidae. Gene Ontology annotation, molecular function: phospholipid binding; protein domain specific binding. The record is from RefSeq and is a predicted model, not a curated record. Gene Ontology annotation, biological process: intracellular protein transport; regulation of Arp2/3 complex-mediated actin nucleation. Gene Ontology annotation, cellular component: trans-Golgi network membrane. The coding region runs from base 332 to 1354 and encodes 340 amino acids. The transcript has 7 exons.